Arabis nemorensis is the source of this 405-nucleotide messenger RNA. Lineage: Eukaryota; Viridiplantae; Streptophyta; Magnoliopsida; Brassicales; Brassicaceae. The record is from the annotation of a GenBank genome assembly.
AUGGCUUCAGAUCGGAAGGUUCUAGCUUUCGAAGAAGUUUCAAAGCACAACCAAACCAAGGAUUGUUGGCUUAUUAUCUCCGGCAAGGUGUAUGAUGUGACCCAAUUCAUGGAUGAUCAUCCUGGAGGCGACGAAGUCUUGUUGUCCUCAACAGGGAAAGAUGCUACGAAUGAUUUUGAAGACGUUGGUCACAGCGACACUGCAAGAGAAAUGAUGGAGAAAUACUACAUUGGUGAAAUCGAUUCAUCUAGUGUUCCAGCUACAAGGACAUACGUUGCACCUCAGCAACCAGCGUACAACCAAGACAAGACACCAGAAUUCAUUAUCAAGAUUCUGCAGUUCCUUGUUCCAAUCUUGAUCUUGGGACUCGCUCUUGUUGUCCGUCAGUAUACCAAGAAAGAGUAG